Messenger RNA from Suhomyces tanzawaensis NRRL Y-17324, 1119 nucleotides. It is a transcript of the gene LYS12, whose product is annotated as homoisocitrate dehydrogenase. Gene Ontology annotation, molecular function: magnesium ion binding; NAD binding; isocitrate dehydrogenase (NAD+) activity. The transcript has a single exon. The record is from RefSeq and is a predicted model, not a curated record. Bases 1 to 1119 code for a protein of 372 amino acids. NCBI's taxonomy places the organism in Eukaryota, Fungi, Ascomycota, Pichiomycetes, Serinales, Debaryomycetaceae. Gene Ontology annotation, biological process: isocitrate metabolic process; tricarboxylic acid cycle. Gene Ontology annotation, cellular component: mitochondrion.
AUGUUGUCUGCUGUUCGUCGCUUUUCAUCCACCCCUGCUGCUCUCAAAUCCUUAAAGAUCGGUUUGAUCCCUGGUGAUGGUAUUGGCCGUGAAGUCAUUCCAGCUGGUAGAGCCGUGUUGGAAGCCUUGCCUGCCAAGUACGAUUUGCAAUUCGAGUUCGUCCACUUGGACGCUGGUUUCGAGUUGUUCCAAAAGACUGGCACUGCGUUGCCUGAAGAAACCAUCAAGGUGUUGCAAAACGAGUGUGACGGUGCGUUGUUCGGAGCUGUUUCUUCACCUACCACCAAGGUGGCAGGAUACUCGUCUCCAAUCGUCGCCUUGAGAAAGAAGUUGGGUUUGUACGCCAACGUGCGUCCCGUCAAGUCUGUUGAAGGCAUUGGCAGACCCGUCGAUAUGGUGAUUGUGCGUGAAAACACCGAGGACUUGUACAUCAAGGAAGAAAGAACCUACAAGGCCGAAGACGGCACCAAGAUUGCUGAGGCCAUCAAGAGAAUCACCGAGACUGCCACCACCAGAAUCUCAAAGAUCGCCUACAACAUCGCCUUGCAAAGACAGGCCAUCAGAGAGGCUUCCUCCGUCAAGUCCAUCCACGAACAACCUUCAGUGACUGUCACCCACAAGUCCAAUGUGUUGUCCCAGUCGGACGGUUUGUUCCGUGAAACCUGUCGUAAGGUCUACGAUGCCAACCCAGAAGCCUACGGUAGCAUCGAGUACAAGGAACAAAUUGUCGACAGUAUGGUCUACCGUAUGUUCAGAGAACCAGAAAUCUUUGACGUGGUUGUGGCUCCUAACUUGUACGGUGACAUCUUGAGUGACGGUGCUGCUGCGUUGGUGGGUUCUUUGGGUGUUGUCCCAUCUGCCAACGUUGGUGACAACUUCGCCAUUGGUGAGCCAUGCCACGGUUCUGCUCCCGAUAUCGAAGGCAAGGGUAUUUCCAACCCAAUUGCCACCAUCAGAUCCACUGCUUUGAUGUUGGAGUUCAUGGGCUACACCGAGCCAGCAGCCAAGAUCUACGAGGCCGUUGACGCCAACUUGAGCGAGGACAAGAUCAAGACCCCUGACUUGGGAGGUUCUUCUUCCACCCAAGAAGUUAUCGAUGACAUUAUCGCCAGAUUCUAG